GUAGCGGCUCCACUCCACCGCCGCGCCAAGUUGCGCUACGAGCUCUCGAGGAGCCCCAAAGGCCAGUCUGCGACACACAAGCGAGCAGUGCAAAUCCGACGGUCGACGCCAGUUCUUCUCCGUUUCCCACACGCAACUGUUAUUAUAUAGCUCGCGCGAAUCAUUGUUGCUGCUGCGGCUGUCAUCCGCACGGCGAAUCGUGCUUUUCGCUGCGAGCGCGGCUCGAUCAGUCGAUCGAUCGAUCGAUUCCAGACCGAGGAGAGCUGCCUGGGAGCCGACCAUGUCGAGGAUCCCCCUUGCUCCUUGGCGCAACGCACAGUACCUCCCGCUGCAGCUCGUUUCAUCGUAAAACACAUCAAAUGACAAAGGGCCGAUAGGCGACAGAAAUGAAAAAUUGAAGUAUCGAUGAAUAUUUCCGAUCCGGACGAGUUAAAGUAGAACAAAGCAAAUAAAAUGUGUUGCUUGGUAAUAGUCACUGGGCGGAGCUUAGCGUGGACCCUUAUUUCCAUACUCGCGUUCAUGUCAGUAUUAGCCGCUGUCCUCACUCCAAAAUGGAUCAUAGGUCCAGGUCGCCCCAUUCAGUCAGACGACGGUUCAAAAAUGUACAACCCAAGCCAAGGAAUCUACAACAGAUGCAUAUUGUUGCAAGGUCAGAAAAACCAUUGCGGCGAUUUCAAUCAGGAUGGCUUCUUUACUGAUCCAGUAGUCUUCCCACCCAUUUGGAAAGCUUCAAUGUUCUUCAUGUCAUUUGGUCUUGCUAUCAUGGCUGCAACAGUUGCGGCUGCUCUUCUCGGAUGCUAUGUGCAAAGUAUAGGCCGAAAAAGUAUUUUUGAUCUCUGCGGCGUUGCUCAAGCUAUCGCAGGCAUCAGCUAUCUCUUUGGAAUGAUAUUAUAUCCAGCCGGAUGGGGAGCCCCUCGAGUCAGGAAAAUGUGUGGUCCUGAGGCUAAUGCUUUUUACCCCGGGGACUGUACAAUAGGUUAUUCAUUUUACUUAGCGGUAUGCGGCGUUUCAUUGACGUUUUUGAGUGCGAUUUUGAGUAAUCAAGCUGAAAAGUCAACUUCCAGUGACAAAGUGCAAGAAAAGCUUAACGAAGGCAAAAAUCUUGUUUGUCUUCUUUAAAAAAUUAUGAAGUAAAUCGUAUUACUCUAUGACAUUUUACUUGUUUCUGAUAAUAUUGUACCUAAUAUUGAUAAUUAUGGUCUUGAAUUCAUAGAUGAAAUUCAAUGUGCCAUAUUUUUAUCUUGAUUAUUCGUGCAAAUUGCAUAAAAUCAUCCAAAAUAGUGAGUUUUUAGUCAUUAUGAUAUGUAUAACGUAUAGAACGAUUGAAAUAUGUGUAUUUUUAAACUAAUGUAAAUCCAAUUUUAAGUAUUAUAAGUUACCUAACAAAAAAUAUUGGAUAUAAAAUUUUUUUAUGACUACAAUAAAUUUUAUUAUUGAAACCUAUCAAUCGAUAUUCU
Trichogramma pretiosum is the source of this 1457-nucleotide messenger RNA. RefSeq names its product LHFPL tetraspan subfamily member 2 protein. Gene Ontology annotation, cellular component: membrane. The transcript is spliced from 5 exons. The coding region runs from base 454 to 1119 and encodes 221 amino acids. The record is from RefSeq and is a predicted model, not a curated record. Lineage: Eukaryota; Metazoa; Arthropoda; Insecta; Hymenoptera; Trichogrammatidae.